Spirodela intermedia is the source of this 820-nucleotide messenger RNA. The record is from the annotation of a GenBank genome assembly. Lineage: Eukaryota; Viridiplantae; Streptophyta; Magnoliopsida; Alismatales; Araceae.
AUGGGAAAGAGAAAGUCAAGUGCAAAGCCGCCCCCCAAGAAGAGAAUGGAUAAACUGGAUACCGUAUUUUGCUGCCCAUUCUGCAACCAUGGAAGCAGUGUCGAGUGCAGGAUGUAUGUCUCGUGUGCAAUUAGUUAAUGAAUUGAUAUAUGGCGACUUAACUGGAUUAUAUUUUCAACUCAACAAUGUGCGUGAUUUUUUGCUUGAUUUUGUGUGCUAAUUUUCCAUUUUUUUUACUACUCCCCAGUGACAUGAAGAAUUUGAUUGGUGAAGCCUCGUGCAGAAUAUGCCAGGAGAGCUUCAGCACAACUGUCAAUGGUAUGCUUCUAUUUAUGGGGGGUUUUAUAAUGUCAUCCACAUACUACAAGAGGUUUGCUAGCAGUUGUCAUCUUCUGAUCAUAAUUUUGUGAGCCCAAGUGUAGUUUGCUCUUGGCAUCUUGUGGUCAUAAUCUAAUAUUCUCGGGUUAUUGUUUGGAUCACAUUAACACUCAUAUUAACGGGUCAAUCAAAGGAAUCAAACUCUUUAACUUUCCUCAUUCAGAUCUCUGAUUGAACCGAAAUAUAGAUUACACUUCAUAUUGUCUUAUAUCCUAUUGGUGGCAAACCAUAAGCAUUGACUUAUUUAUCUUCUUACUACGUUGCAGCUCUCACUGAACCCAUUGACGUGUAAGUGAUCAACAUUCGCUGCAACUGGGUUGGAACUCGGUUCUACCAAAUAUAGAAAACAUCACGCUGAAUCCAAUCUAAUGAUUUUUACAGGUACAGCGAGUGGAUAGAUGAAUGUGAAAGAGUCAACAACCUUGAGGAUGAGGCAGCCUAG